Molecule: messenger RNA, 2029 nt
Organism: Rhinichthys klamathensis goyatoka
Lineage: Eukaryota; Metazoa; Chordata; Actinopteri; Cypriniformes; Leuciscidae
Gene: lin7a
Product: lin-7 homolog A (C. elegans)
Exons: 6
Coding region: 55-711 (218 amino acids)
Biological process (GO): neurotransmitter secretion; protein localization to basolateral plasma membrane; maintenance of epithelial cell apical/basal polarity
Cellular component (GO): synapse; basolateral plasma membrane; MPP7-DLG1-LIN7 complex
Molecular function (GO): L27 domain binding
Source: RefSeq, a predicted model, not a curated record
CUCCAUCUCUCUCUCUCCCUCUCUCUCUCUGAGCGAUAAUAACACAGCACAGUCAUGGCGACAGUGACAGUCCAACCGCUCACCCUGGAGCGAGAUGUCAUCAGGGCAAUUGAGCUGCUGGAAAAAUUACAGGAGUCAGGUGACGUCCCAGGUCACAAGCUGCAGUCCCUGAAGAAGGUUCUACAGAGCGAGUUCUGCACGGCCAUUAGAGAGGUCUAUCAGUAUAUGCAUGAAACGAUAACAGUGAAUGGAUGUCCGGAGUAUCAAGCACGUGCCACAGCUAAGGCAACAGUGGCGGCAUUCGCAGCCAGUGAGGGUCAUUCCCACCCGAGGGUGGUGGAGCUGCCCAAGACGGACGAGGGGCUUGGCUUCAAUGUGAUGGGUGGAAAAGAGCAGAACUCACCGAUCUACAUCUCACGCAUCAUCCCUGGGGGCGUGGCUGAGCGGCAUGGUGGUCUUAAGAGAGGAGACCAACUCUUGUCCGUCAAUGGAGUGAGCGUCGAGGGUGAACACCACGAGAAGGCUGUGGAGUUACUGAAAGCAGCCAAGGACAGUGUCAAACUGGUGGUGCGUUACACCCCUAAAGUCCUGGAGGAGAUGGAGGCGAGGUUCGAGAAGCUCCGUACCGCCCGCAGACGCCAGCAGCAGCAGCUGCUCAUGCAGCAACAGCAGCAGCAAAACCUGGCCGCCCAGCAGAACCACAUGUCGUAGGCUGUUCCAAAAGAAGAAAAAGUAGAGGACAUUGGGUGAGACUUAAUCUCACUGACGUGAUGUAAGGAGGUCCGAGAGAUCUCGGAAGAGGAACCUUACUGUUCUCCAGUGAAGACUAUCCUCUUUCAGUCAACUACCUACAACUCAAAAAGGUUGAAAACUCCAUGAUCUGUGUUCCAAAUUGGUGCUUGGAAAAAUGUGGCAUGAUGUCAUAGAGAAAGGCUAGCACUGAGUACAUUGUUUUAUUCUUAUUUGUUCUUAUUUCAGUUGUCUGGAACCAAUCGCAAGUUGUGACCCUCUUAAAAAGUCCCUAUUGUAGUUUAGUGAUAAUGUGAUAAAGCGUUCAACAAUUUGUUUUUAUUUUCAUUAUGUUUUUGUUGCCACAGCGUUGUACAGUAACGAAGGAUUCUUUUGGUGCUGGUGUCUCUGUGAAAAGAAAGCGGUUUUUAUGUCAGUAGUCCGUAAUUGGAUAACACUGAGGUAUUUUAUACCAUAUUGUAGCAAGGAAUAUUUUGUAAAGAAAGUAGAUUUAGCAAUAACAUUUGUUUUGUCGUAUUCUACUGUCAAAGUAUGGGUAAAAAGUGAACUUUAAGCGUAGAAGAUUCGUCUUACAAGGGUAAAGUUAAUAUAAAACUGUAUCUUAUGCACCAUGUGACAUAAGUCAGACUAAACCAUAAACACCAUUUGCACAGAAUUUUCUUAUGAUAUCACUGUAUCACAGUGCCAUUGACAGAGAUUAUUAGAGAAAUUUGGCAUAUUGUAUGGUGGGCAUAUUUAAAGGAAAAGUGUGUAAUUUUUGCAAAUACUCUCUCUGAUCCCACGAUAAUAUACAAAUUUAACCAUAAGUAAAAAGUGUAAACACUGCAUUGGUAUAUUAGAACACUGCAUACACUAUUUGUUUGCGCAUCCAACCAAUAGCGUGAUUUUGGGGAUGGACUUCAUGUUUGGAAACCAAUGGCAUAAAGGGAGUGUUCUGGAAACCUGUUUGAAAGUAGUCCUUAUUUUCACAAUUUUGUUUUGUGGCACAAGUGGUGCGGAAAUUACACACUUGACCUUUAACAGGUCCUGCAUGCAUAACAGCUGUACAGUUUUGAUGCGGUUUUAUGGUUGUGAUGUCACUAGUCCUGAAAUGAAUUCUAAUUCAGAAAUAUUCUAUUUAAGUUCAGACAUAGUUCAUAUUAUGAAAAUAUUUACUUUGAAGACAAACAGAAUGUCAAACACAGAUACAUGAUAUCUACUAAUGGAGGUAAAUUAUAACAGUAUUUUGUUAUGUUAAAGUUCUAUUUUCAAGUUUAUUGUCUUAGAUAAAGAUUGUUUU